Molecule: messenger RNA, 4269 nt
Organism: Cajanus cajan (pigeon pea)
Lineage: Eukaryota; Viridiplantae; Streptophyta; Magnoliopsida; Fabales; Fabaceae
Source: RefSeq, a predicted model, not a curated record
CAUUCCCUCCACGUCCGCUAGAACCGAGUGGUGCCAAAGUUGACUCGAAACGAAACUCAUUAAGCCCAUUAAACCAACACACAAAGCUUCAACUUCAAUUUGGUUACUUCAUCCACACUGAAUUUUCUCUGAGCUGAAACGUGAAGGCACUCUUUAUACCCUGGUUUCGACCUAGAUUUCUCAUCACGGUGGUGUGUUUUCUGGUUUGAAAGCCAAAUUGCCUUGGUUCUGUGUUUUCCGGUUUGAAAAGCCGAAUUGCCCUGUUAUUCAGAGCGUGCUUGCUUCUAUAUCGUUGUUUGACUGUUUCAUAAUCAGGACGCGUUGGAAAUCAGGUAGGGUAAUGACACUUUCAACAUGUACAUCAAGCAGGUUGUGAUUGAAGGUUUCAAGAGUUACCGAGAGCAAAUUGCCACAGAGCCUUUCAGUUCUAAAGUUAAUUGUGUUGUCGGUGCUAAUGGAUCUGGAAAGACAAACUUUUUCCAUGCGAUCCGUUUUGUAUUAAGUGAUCUCUUUCAAAACCUACGCAGUGAUGAUAGGCAUGCACUACUCCAUGAAGGAGCUGGACAUCAGGUUUUAUCUGCGUUUGUGGAGAUUGUGUUUGAUAAUUCAGACAAUCGUAUCCCGGUUGACAAGGAGGAAGUGCGCUUGCGCCGGACUAUUGGUUUGAAAAAGGAUGAGUAUUUUCUAGAUGGAAAACACAUAACAAAAACUGAAGUGAUGAAUUUACUGGAGAGUGCUGGGUUCUCUCGAUCAAAUCCUUAUUAUGUUGUACAACAAGGAAAGAUAGCAUCACUAACCUUGAUGAAAGACUCUGAACGACUGGAUUUGCUGAAAGAAAUAGGUGGUACCAGAGUUUAUGAGGAGAGACGUCGUGAAAGUUUGAAAAUAAUGCAGGAAACAGGUAAUAAAAGAAAGCAAAUAAUCCAAGUUGUACAGUAUUUAGAUGAAAGGUUGAAGGAACUAGAUGAGGAGAAGGAAGAACUUAGAAAAUAUCAGCAGCUUGACAAGCAGAGGAAAUCCUAUGAAUAUGCUAUUUAUAGCAAAGAAGUUCAAGAUGCCCAGCAAAAGCUGACAGAGAUAGAAGAUGCUCGAGCCAAGGUUUCUGAAACAUCAGCAAAGAAGUAUAAUGAUGUUGUUGAUGCACAUGAAAAAUCCAAAGAUUUAGAGAAUACAUUGAAAGAUGUAACGAAAGAGCUUCAAAACUUUAACAAAGAGAAAGAAGUCAUUGAAAAACGACGAAGAGUGGCACUACAGAAGCACACAGAGCUUGAGCUUGAUGUCAAAGACCUGCAAGAGAAGAUCUCUGGAAAUAUCCGAGCCAAAGAAGAUGCUGCAAAACAACUUGAGAUACUUGAGAAAGAAAUUCAAGAUUCAACAGUUGAACUGGGCAAAAUCAUUCCUUUACAUGAAGAUCAAGUUCAAAAAGAAAAAGACAUUGCCAAGCGAAUAAUGGAGCGCGAGAAGAAACUCAGUAUACUUUAUCAAAAACAAGGACGAGCAACCCAGUUUUCAAGUAAAGCUGCUCGUGAUAAGUGGCUUCAAAAGGAGAUUGAUGAUCUUGAACGGGUGCUUUCUUCAAACAAGGGACAGGAGCAAAAGCUUUUGGAUGAAAUUGAUCGGCUUAAUGAAGAACUACGUGAUUGUGAUGAGAACAUAAAUAGACGAAAAUCAGAUAUUACUGCUUUGGAAACUCUCAUUGCUCAGUCACGUGAAGGGCUUAAUCAUUAUAAAGUAGAGAGAGACAAGUUACAUGACGAGAGGAAGUCCCUAUGGGGCAAAGAGAAUGAACUUACUUCUGAAAUUGAUAAGCUGAGAGCAGAAGUUGAGAAGGCUGAAAAGAGUCUUGAUCAUGCAAUUCCUGGUGAUGUGAGAAGAGGGUUGAAUUCAGUUAGGAAGAUCUGCAGGGAGUAUAACAUUUCUGGAGUUCAUGGUCCAAUUAUCGAGUUACUGAAUUGUGAUGAAAAAUUUUUCACUGCUGUUGAAGUUACAGCAGGAAACAGCUUAUUUCAUGUGGUGGUUGAAAAUGAUGACAAGUCAACCCAAAUAAUUAGACAUCUUAAUUCACAAAAAGGUGGCCGAGUUACAUUUAUUCCACUUAACAGAGUUAAGUCUCCUCGCAUCACUUAUCCACAGAGUUCUGAUGUCAUACCUCUUCUAAAGAAAUUGAAUUUUAGGCAUGACUACACUCCCGCAUUCAGUCAGGUCUUUGCUAGAACGGUUAUCUGUAAGAAUUUGGAUGUGGCUUCAAGGGUUGCUCGAACUGAUGGUCUGGACUGCAUAACAAUGGAUGGUGAUCAAGUAAGCAAGAAAGGUAGUAUGACUGGAGGAUUUUAUGAUCACAGGCGAUCAAGAUUGAAGUUUAUGAAUAUCAUCAAGCUGAAUGCAGACACUAUUCACACUAGAGAGGAGGAAUUGGAGAAAGUUAGAAUUGAUCUACAAGAUAUAGACCGAAGGAUUAAUGAACUUGUUGCUGAGCAGCAGAAGAUUGAUGCCAAGCGUGCUCAUGACAAAUCAGAGAUGGAACAGUUUAAGCAGGAUAUUGCUAAUGCUAAUAAGCAGAAGCAGUUGAUAUCUAAAGCACUUGCAAAGAAGGAGAAGUCGGUUGUCGAUGUCCAGAAUCAGAUUGAACAGCUCAAGGCUAGUAUCACAAUGAAAAAGGCUGAGAUGGGCACUGAGCUCAUUGAUCAUUUAACACCAGAGGAAAAAAAGCUUUUGUCAGAUCUGAACCCUGAAAUCAAAGACCUUAAAGAGAAGCUUGUUGCUUGCAAGACUGAUCGCAUUGAGACAGAAGCACGGAAAGCAGAGCUGGAUACCAAUCUGACUACUAACCUUAGGAGAAGGAAACAAGAGUUGGAGGCUGUAAUAUCAUCUGUGGAUGAUGACUCUUUGGUUGCUGAUGCUGAAUUGAAGCAGCAGGAACUUAGUGAUUCUAAAAUAUCGGUUGAUGAUGCAACAGGGCAGCUUAGAAGAGUUACUGAAAGUAUAAAUGACCGAACAAGGCAAAUUAAAAAGAUAAAAGAUGAAUUGAAUAAAUUGAAGUCCUUGGAGGAUGAGUAUGAUAGGAAACUUCAGGAAGAAGCUAAAGAAUUAGAGCAAUUGCUGAGUAAAAAGAAUAUAUUUGCUGCUAAAGAAGAGGAAUAUGCCAAAAAAAUAAGGGAAUUGGGCCCAUUGACAUCAGAUGCUUUUGAAGCGUAUAAACGGAGGAAUAUUAAAGAGUUGCACAAAAUGCUGCACAGGUGCAAUGAGCAAUUGCAGCAGUUUAGUCAUGUAAACAAGAAAGCACUUGACCAGUAUAUAAAUUUUACAGAACAACGAGAAGAACUUCAGAAAAGACAGGCUGAACUUGAUGCAGGAGAUGAGAAAAUUAGGGAGCUGAUAUCAGUGCUAGAUCAACGGAAGGAUGAAUCAAUAGAACGUACUUUCAAAGGUGUUGCUAGGCAUUUUCGGGAAGUAUUUUCCGAACUUGUACAGGGGGGUCAUGGUCAUCUGGUUAUGAUGAAGAAGAAGGAUGGUGAUGAUGAUGAAGAUGAGGAUGGUCCUCGUGAAGCAAAUCCAGAGGGGAGAGUAGAAAAGUAUAUUGGAGUGAAAGUGAAGGUCUCUUUUACAGGACAAGGGGAGACACAGUCCAUGAAGCAGUUGUCUGGGGGUCAAAAAACUGUUGUUGCCCUUACACUUAUCUUUGCCAUACAGCGAUGUGAUCCUGCUCCCUUUUAUCUAUUUGAUGAGAUCGAUGCAGCGCUGGAUCCACAGUACAGAACUGCUGUCGGAAAUAUGAUCCGUCGCCUGGCCGACAUAGCAAACACUCAAUUUAUCACAACAACAUUCCGCCCAGAGCUAGUGAAAGUUGCUGACAAGAUAUAUGGAGUGACACAUAAAAACAGGGUCAGCCGUGUUAAUGUUGUAUCCAAAGAAGAUGCACUAGAAUUUAUUGAGCAUGACCAGACGCACAAUGCUGAAUAAGAUUAACCUUUCAGCUCUGGGCACUCUUGGAAGCAUGUAAAGACUGCGGACCCAAGUUUAUUGAAAUCCUUCAACCUACUAUUCAUCUGAUGUGUAUUAACUGGCGUGACGCCAAUCCAGGUCGUGGAGUAACCAAAAAGCAUGAUCAGAUAUGCUUACAAAUUAUCUCUUUAAAUGGAUCAAUACAACUUGACUCAAAUUAAUUUUAGGUUUAAUAUGAUUUUUGGUUAUUGAAGAUUUUAAAAAGGAAAAAGGAUUCUGAGAAAAUUAUAUGUAUAUUUUAGAAAAUGUUAUUCGUUUUCAUCUCUA